Orycteropus afer afer is the source of this 1674-nucleotide messenger RNA. RefSeq names its product perilipin 1 (gene PLIN1). Gene Ontology annotation, cellular component: lipid droplet. Gene Ontology annotation, biological process: lipid metabolic process. NCBI's taxonomy places the organism in Eukaryota, Metazoa, Chordata, Mammalia, Tubulidentata, Orycteropodidae. The record is from RefSeq and is a predicted model, not a curated record.
AUUGCCCAAGACUCCCCGGAGCAACUGGAAUUGUUACUGCCUGAGGACAUUCUCCUGAUUGGGACUCUGUGGAGUGAGGAGGCAGUCACCUGGACUUGAAGAGCUGGUAUGGCAGUCAACAAGAGUUCAACCAUGCUGGAUGAAGACCUCCCUGAACAGGAGAAUGUUUUACAGAGGGUCCUGCAGCUGCCUGUGGUGAGUGGUACCUGUGAAUGUUUCCACAAGACCUACACCAGCACCAAGGAAGCCCACCCCCUGGUGGCCUCUGUGUGCAAUGCCUACGAGAAGGGCGUGCAAGGCGCCAGCAACUUGGCUGCCUGGAGCAUGGAGCCUGUGGUCCGCAGGCUGUCCACUCAGUUCAUAGCAGCCAAUGAGCUGGCCUGCCGAGGCCUGGACCACUUGGAGGAAAAGAUCCCUGCCCUCCAGUACCCUCCUGAAAAGAUCGCCUCUGAGCUGAAGGAUACCAUCUCCACCCGCCUUCGAAGUGCCAGGAACAGCAUCAGUGCACCCAUCGCAAGCACUUCAGACAAAGUCCUGGGGGCUGCUCUUGCUGGCUGCGAGCUUGCCUGGGGAGUGGCCAAAGACACAGCUGAAUUUGCUGCCCACACCAAAGCUGGCCGGCUGGCCUCUGGAGGGGCUGACUUGGCCCUGGGUGGCAUUGAAAAGAUGGUAGAGUUCCUCCUUCCUCCAGCCAAGGAAGAGUCAGCCCCUGGUCCUGGACACCAGCAGGCCCAGAAGCAGCCUCCCAAGGGCAAGCCAAGCCUCCUGAACAGGGUUGGGGUCCUGGCCAAUACCCUCUCUCAGCACACCUUCCAGACCACAGCCUGGGCACUGAAGCAGGGCCACGCUGCAGCCAUGUGGAUCCCUGGUGUGGCACCCCUGAGCAGCCUGGCCCAGUGGGGUACAUCAGUAGCCAUGCAGGUAGUGUCCCGACGGAAGAGUGAAGUACGGGUGCCCUGGCUGCACAACCUUACUGCCACCCGGGAGGAGGACCACAAUGACCAGACAGACACAGAGGGGGAGGAGACAGAGGAGGAGGAGCAGGAAGUGGAAGAAGAGGAGACUGAAGAGAAGCUCAAUAAGGUGGCAGCCCUGCCUAGCCCAAAAGGCCUCCUGGGCAAUGUGGCACACACCAUGCAGAUGGCCCUCCAGAGCACCAUCUCGGCCGUGACGUGGGCACCUGCCACUGUGAUAAGCAUGGCAGGGAGGUUGCUGCACCUCACACCUGCUCGUGUUGUCUCCUCAACCAAGGGGAGGGCCAUGUCCCUGUCAGAUGCCCUGAAGGGCGUUACUGACAACGUGGUGGACACGGUGGUGACCUAUGUGCCGCUUCCCAGGUUGUCGCUUAUGGAGCCAGAGAGCGAAUUCCGGGACAUCGACAACCCACCGGACGAGGACGAGCGCCGGGGCUCCGGGACUCCAGCCACCGGCCCAGAGUCCCAGACGCGCCCGGCUCAGCCUCGCGGCAGCCUGCGCACCACACGGGGCCUGAGUGUGUCCGCUUGCUCGGGUGUGGACGACAAGCUGGAGAGCGCAGCCGGGCCGCGCCCAAGUUUCCCGACAGUGCCCCGCGAGAAGCCCACGCGCAGGGUCAGCGACAGCUUCUUCCGGCCCAGCGUCAUGGAGCCCAUCCUGGGCCGGGCGCAGUACAGCCAUCUGCGGAAGAAGAGCUGA